Molecule: messenger RNA, 1066 nt
Organism: Ananas comosus (pineapple)
Lineage: Eukaryota; Viridiplantae; Streptophyta; Magnoliopsida; Poales; Bromeliaceae
Product: F-box/kelch-repeat protein At1g57790-like
Exons: 3
Coding region: 59-1066 (335 amino acids)
Molecular function (GO): protein binding
Source: RefSeq, a predicted model, not a curated record
UCCCUCUCUCCCUUCUAGGGUUCCAGCUCCAACUCAUCCGUAGAAAAGUGUAGUAGUCAUGGCGACGAGGCGAAGGUGCUCGGCCCCGUGUCGCUGGUACCGAACGGAGAGCGGUCGCCUCACGUCACGCAGGGAAUCGCUGUGGUCGAGGUUCCUUCCGGAGCUACUGGAGAAGGUCUCCGAUCACCUGCCGGUCCGCGACCUCAUCGUCUUCCGUCAGGUCUGUCGGAGCUGGCGUGCAGCCCCCUCCGGUCGUGCUCUCAUCACCAAAUUCUCCAAGAACCAUCGCUGGUUCCUCGUCUACGGGCGCGACGGCCGCGCGGAAAGCAGCAACCAUGCCUGCUACUUUAAAGACCCCUGCUAUCCGGAUCACUGGUGCACCGUCGUCUUGCCCGAUCUCCGCGGAGCCACCUGCCUCGUGUCGAAGGGAGGGUGGUUGCUUGCGCACCGCGAUCGCAGUCUCUUCUUCUGCAACCCUCUGACCUUCGAGAGAAUUGAUAUCCCUGGUUACCCGAAAACGGAGGUGAACGAGCGAAUGUGCAUCUUCCUAUCAUCUCCGACCGCCCCCGAUUGUAUUGUAGCCGUUCUCCGAUGCGUCGAUUCGUCAAAGUUAGAGGUUGAUUCGUGCUGCGUCGGUGAACCGUCAUGGACGACGAGGCUCGUAGAGACGAACUGCGUCUGGAGCAAUGAGAAGAAAUUGGCCCGCAUCUGCAACUGCAGCGACCACGAUCCAGGCAACUGCGUCUGGCGGAAGGCGGUCUUCAUCGCCGACGCACACGUCUCGGUGGCCUACGAUCUAGCGACAGGCAGAGUCUUCUCAUGGAGCGGGGGGUCGAGUGACAUGCGCUCGAACUCUGGUCGGUCGAAGUUUGAAGUGCGCACGGAGAGCUCAUUGUUACCGAGCGGCACGGUGAUGGUGUUCGAAUUGUUGAUCUGCCCAUUCGUGCGAGUGAAGGGGGAAUUGAUCGACGAGGAAGUUGCUGUCGUUACCCGAGAUCAGGGGCCCCAGAAGCAAAUGGAUAAGACCUGGCAAGAGAAGUUGAAGUUGAAGUUGCUGCUCUUUUAA